AUGGCUUCCGACCUUCCAGCCUCGUCCACCUCCCAGCAGCCUUUCGCGAACCCACAGCCUGCCCCAGUUCUUGCCUCCACUGCAGCCACAUCGCCUCCAACAAAACAGAGCUUAAAAUCAUGGUGGAAGACAUUUGGGAAGAAUACAAAGAAUCAUGACACUCAUGGUAAUUCCUCACCAUCCUCUUUACAACAACCUCAGCAGCCUCCUUGCCAGCAUCCCCCUCAGCGUCAUCCUCAACAUCCUUCUCAGCAUCCUUUUCAGCGUCCUUGCCUGCAAAACGAUCUGUACACUCCAUUCUACAUUGGUGAACUCUACACUCGCAGGGAGUUUACACCAGUCAUUGAAAAUUCGGGCCUUAGAGCCGCAAACUUCAUCGAAUACCCAAUGACUGAGGACUCGCCAGCUUUUGAUGGGUUGCUCCCGUCUGAAGAAGAUGAAAAGACACUAGCCUUAGCCGGGGCCAAGGGCUUUCGACGAAGCUUGUCUUUCAGCAAUUCUAUCUUCGACAAUGUCUAUCAGUCAGCACAGCCAGCACACUUGCCCCAAAGACGACACUCGUGUCUGUUUCUACACAACCCUCCUCAGCAGAUGAGACAGAUGAGACAGAAGAGAUCCCAAAGCAUGUUGAUCCACACACCUUCACUCACGUCUCCCAGUCCCAGUGUCAAGCGAGACAAGUUUGGGAGACGACGCCACAGCAGUCUGUUCAUUACUCCGCUAGGUAAUGACUCAAGUGAAGCGUUGGGUGCUGGUAUACUUCCCGUUCAGAAGCGCAAUGUUGUACUACGCUUUUUUACCCGAUUGAGAUGGAAGUCACCUGUUGAAGCGAAUGUUGAAACAAAUGUUGAGUCAAAUGCUGAACCUGUAGAACCAGAACCCGAGCCAGCCCCAGGCAUCUUCGGCGUCCCGCUCCGGCAGAGCAUCACCUAUGCGAACGUUGCCAUCUCGCUCGUUGACGGAGAAGGAAAGAGCUACAUAUAUGGCUAUGUCCCGAUUGUGGUGGCGAAGUGUGGUGUAUAUCUAAAGGAGAAAGCUACGAAUGUCGAAGGAAUUUUUCGCCUGAGUGGUUCUGAGAAGCGAAUCAAGGAAUUGAAGAUGAUAUUCGACUCACCUGACCGGUAUGGAAAGGGACUGGAUUGGGCAGGAUACACGGUACACGAUGCGGCAAACGUGUUGAGGAGAUAUCUGAACAACCUUCCCGAGCCGAUUGUGCCCUUGGAUCUAUACGACCGAUUUCGAGAACCUCUGGCCGGCCACACGAAGGAAGCUGUUGGCGACGAGGAGGGACCACAACUACAGGAUGAUUUCGACCAUGACAAAGCUAUUGCCACUUAUCAGCAAUUGAUCACCGAGCUGCCCCCGCUAAAUCGCCAACUCCUCCUCUACAUUCUUGAUUUACUGGCCGUUUUUGCAUCAAAAUCCGACGAGAACCGAAUGACCUCGGCAAAUCUCGCAGCUAUUUUCCAACCAGGAAUUCUUUCGCAUCCACAGCAUGACAUGCGGCCGGAGCAGUAUCGCUUGAGCCAAGACGUGUUGAUUUUCUUGAUUGAGAAUCAGGAUAACUUCCUUAUCGGAAUGCGUGGUACUGCUGCUGACGAGAAGACUGUCCAAGAAGUUCAGAACGGUGGAACACCUCCGAUUGGGACACCGAAUACUCCUGGAAAAUCGAACGCGGUUGCACGAUCCUCCUCGAAUGCGAGUGCUGGCGCUGAUAGUGUACGGAAAUAUGGAGGCAUUCGACGUAAUGUGUCAGUCUCCUCACGAAACUCGAGACAAUCUACUGGUGCUCCGAGCCCUGCAAGUCCAGCAUUGGCGACAACACCAACAGGCGGCGUACAUCGAAGCAAUACAGUUCCAUCAAAGCGAUCUCCAGGGCUACCUUCGAACAGAUUACAGAAGAAUUCGGGAUCGCCUUCGCCAACUGCAGGCGUAUUUUCCAGCAACCAGCAAGUCACUCCACGAGGACUCUCGCCUGCGGCUGCAGGUUUGAUAAAUGUUAAUGUAACGCCUGCAUCACCCGGACCAGCACCAGUCUCGAGCCUAGCUCCAUCUUCAAAUGCAGCUUCUACUGUGACAAGUCAAGACAGAUUACUCGGUGAUCAACCAGCUGUCUCCACCCCUAAUCGCGAGCGCAAUGUAUCAAGCUUCUUCCAAAGAUCUCCUACUGUAGACAGCGAAAAGAAGCCACCGAAUAAGCUCAAAAAGAAACGCGGCCCAACGAGCUCCAAUCCCAGCGCGCAAAGCUCAACACAUUCUCUUAAUGGCCAACAAAGCGGUGCUCAGUCGCCUGGCCUUCCUGCAGCGUGUACCGGCCGUGAGACUGCAGAGCAUCCUCAGUUGGAGAGCAUCCCAUCCAGAAACCCUACCACUGAUGCAACACCACCUUUGACAGAGACACCCCGCGCCGAUCAGCCUGCCCAGUUCCCUACUCGACAUGAGGACUCGCAACAAUCUGAGCGUACACUAAAGCCUGCCUCUCCGGCAUCAUCUCUACAUUCUCGAUCAUCAAUCAACGAUCAUUCUGAUAUUGAUCAUCAUGAUAAUACCGGUACCAAUGAACAGAAAGAAAAACGCUCCAGGUGGAGAAUUUCACGGCAUCGAGAUGACUCGCAAUCUUUGGGUCACGCUCUCACUCCAACAAAGAAGGGUCUUGGGUCUGAUGCUGGCGCAGGAGCGAGUUCAAGCUCGAUUGGCAGCUCAGCCCGUCCACGCAAGAGCUCCGCCGGUGACACUAUACCCGUUAGUUCUGAUUCUACGCUAGUCGGCACUCAUCUCCAAUCAAGCAACGACAGUGGUUCUGCUGGUGUUGGCGGUGAAGAGAAGAAAGGUCCUUUGGGCUGGAUUAAGAAUAAGAUGCGCGAGAAGCGAGAGGAGAACCGAGAAAAGGGUGCUGAGAAGGAGCGAAAUAAGAGCCCACCAGCUUCCACCGAACGCCUCGGAACGUUACUUCCAGCACGGGGCAAGAGCAUGGAUGUUAUGAGAGAGGAGAAUCCUGAGGGGACCGUUGAGGAGAAGGUUACAUCCCAAGUUCAGCAGUCACACCGAUGA
Molecule: messenger RNA, 3051 nt
Organism: Hyaloscypha bicolor E
Lineage: Eukaryota; Fungi; Ascomycota; Leotiomycetes; Helotiales; Hyaloscyphaceae
Product: RhoGAP-domain-containing protein
Exons: 2
Coding region: 1-3051 (1016 amino acids)
Biological process (GO): signal transduction; regulation of fungal-type cell wall organization; activation of GTPase activity
Cellular component (GO): cell cortex
Molecular function (GO): GTPase activator activity
Source: RefSeq, a predicted model, not a curated record